Molecule: messenger RNA, 3422 nt
Organism: Olea europaea var. sylvestris
Lineage: Eukaryota; Viridiplantae; Streptophyta; Magnoliopsida; Lamiales; Oleaceae
Product: histone-lysine N-methyltransferase ATX1-like
Exons: 25
Biological process (GO): regulation of transcription by RNA polymerase II
Cellular component (GO): chromatin; nucleus
Molecular function (GO): protein binding
Source: RefSeq, a predicted model, not a curated record
AGCCAUGAUUCCGAUUCAAGAUUCAAGGACAAUUCGAAAUUGUUCGAUUGUAGAUUAUUAAUUUUGUUUUUCGAAACCUCCUCACUCCCUAUAAACGACAUCUCAUAGUCUAAUAUCCGAUGGGUCCUAGGAAUACACAUGUAAUAGUUGAAGUGCCAAACCUCUCCUGUCAUCACUUGUGAACAGCGGAAACCAAUUAAACCCAUCCCAUCAGCAUCCUGAGUUCAAUGCAGCUUCUCCUGCGGCCAAUUUAUCCUGCCCAGAAGAAAACGAGAGUAUAAAAUUAAGCCUUCAUUUUUCAAGCGCUUACAGAAGAAAAACUUCUCUGAAUUGCGUUCUACUCGUCACAUAAACCGGAUAUGGUCUCCCAAAUCAUUGAUCGCGAUAACCCAAAAAACCCACUUCCUAUGAGGCCGCCCAUGACCCGAUUUUACUCUCGGCGCCGGAAAAGAAUAGAGGAAAGUGAUAUCGUUGAGAAGUCUGUGGGUGACGAAGGGUUAAUGAAGGAGAAGAAGAGGAGGAGGAUGGGAAGCACUGAAUUAACCAAAUUGGGGAUUGAUUGUAAUGCAUUGAGUAAUUUAAAUCAUCAGCUUAGGUUACAAAUAUUGGACAAUGGUUUUGGUAAAUUCAGUAAAAAUAGGAACUGCUGUAGUAAAGUUAAUUAUAGUGACAGUAUUAGGAAGCGUAGAAAUAGUGAUUAUUUUGAAAACGAGUUGAAGAAUUCAGGGGCUUUGACCAAGAAAUGGGUUAGGUUGAGUUUUGAAGGUGCUGAUCCAAAUAAAUUUAUAGGAUUACAAUGCAAGGUUUAUUGGCCACUGGAAGGAGAGUGGUAUUCUGGUCGGGUAGUUGACUACAUUCCGGAGACCGGACGCCACCAUGUGAAGUAUGAGGACGAAGAUGAGGAGAAUGUGAUAUUAGCAAAGGAAAGAAUCAAGUUCUAUUUAUCUCUUGAAGAGAUGCAAAAUAUAAAGUUGAAAUGCUGUGACAAGAGCUUAGAAGCUGAUCGAAUUGACGUGAAUGAGAUGGUGGCAUUGGCUGCAAAUUUGGAUGAAUGCCACGACCUUGAGCCCGGAGAUAUAAUUUGGGCAAAACUUACUGGGCAUGCUAUGUGGCCAGCAAUUAUUCUGGAUGAAUCUCUUAAGGUUGAGCACAAAGGACUAAACCGAAUUUCUGGAGAAAAAUCUGUCGUAGUGCAAUUUUUCGGUACCCAUGAUUUUGCGAGGGUUCCAAGAAAACAAGUUCUCUCAUUCCUUAAAGGGCUUCUUUCUUCCUGUCACCUGAAGUGCAAGAAACAAAAUUUUGUUAGAGGCUUGGAGGAAGCAAAAAUGUAUCUUAGUGAACAGAAGCUUCCAAAAAGGAUGCGGCAGCUACGGAACGGUGUUGAGGCUGAUAACUCUGAUCAUGAAAUGGGAGAGGAUGAAGGUGGUGCUGAAUCGGCCGCUGAAGACUUGAUGGGUAAUGGUGAAAUUAGAAGAAAACUUGAAGACCUUAAAAGCUGUCCUUUUGGAGUUGGGGAUUUGCAAGUAAUAAGCCUUGGAAAGAUUGUCAAAGGCUCAGAUAAUUUCCAAAAGGAGAAGUUAAUAUGGCCUGAAGGAUAUACUGCUGUAAGGAAGUUUCCUUCAAUAACAGAUCCAAGUGUCUGUAGCUUAUAUAAGAUGGAAGUAAUGAGAGAUGUUGACUUAAGAAGCCAGCCUCUAUUUAGAGUUACAUCGGACAAAGGGGAGGAGUUCAAGGGAUCCACCCCGUCUGCUUGCUGGAAUAAAAUAUACAAAAGGAUUAGGAAGAUGCGAACUAGGAGUUUGGAAGCUGAAGUUGUAUCUGGACAAAGGCUUGAAUCGGGUUCUGAUAUGUUCGGUUUUACCCACCCUGAGGUUUCGAAAAUGAUACAGGAAUUGUCAAAUUCCAGACUUUCCUUAAAAUCCUAUCAGUUGGCAUCUAGAAUGUACAAAGACCUUCCUGUUGGUUACAGGCCUGUUCAUGUUGAAUGGAAGGACCUCGAUAAGUGCAAUGUUUGCCAUAUGGAUGAGGAGUAUGAUGAUAAUUUAUUUCUGCAGUGUGACAAAUGCAGAAUGAUGGUUCAUGCAAGAUGCUAUGGGGAACUACAGCCUGUUGGUGGUGUUCUUUGGUUAUGCAAUUUAUGUCGUCCAGGGGCUCCUGAAUUCUCUCCUCCAUGCUGUCUAUGUCCUGUUAUUGGAGGUGCUAUGAAGCCUACCACAGAUGGGCGUUGGGCUCACCUAGCUUGUGCGAUAUGGAUACCAGAAACCUGCUUAACCGAUGUAAAGAAAAUGGAGCCUAUUGAUGGGCUAAGUAGAAUCAAUAAGGACCGCUGGAAGCUAACGUGCAGCAUCUGUGGCAUUUCUUAUGGGGCCUGUAUUCAAUGCUCAAACAGUACUUGUCGGGUAGCAUAUCAUCCUCUCUGCGCACGUGCUGCUGGGUUUUGUGUUGAGCCCGAUGAUGAGGAUGCACUGUCUUUGAUUCCAUUUGAUGAUGAUGUGGAAGAUCAAUGUAUUCAACUACUUUCCUUCUGCAGGAGGCACACACCUGCAUCCAGUGUGCGUUUGUCUGCUGAUGAAUGCAUUGGAAAAAAAGGCUUCGAACAUGCAGACUGCAGUCCCCCAUCUAACCCUUCUGGUUGUGCUCGCACAGGUAUGCUGUCUUUAUUUGUAUUCUUUCGUCAUCAUUAUUUUGAUGAUGCUUGGGGGUUUGUUCCUGCUUACCAUUAUAUAUUCUAUAGAAAAAAAGAGAGAAUAAAAAAAUGGAAGCUAGUGAAUAAGGAAAGCCAAAUCUUUCAACUCUCCUACUCAAGAUAUUUAGGUUCAGUUUUUAACGAGGAACGAGGAAUUGUAGAUGAUGUAUGUAUUGGAGUGGAGUGGAUUGGUUGUAAGGUUGUGCUCUUUUGUAAAAUAAGACAUGAAGUUAUGAAUUUAAACAUCAUUUCUUUUCUAUCUUUUCCUUUGAUGUGCUCAAUUAUGCACAUCUUUGGGUUUGUUCUACUCUUGUCCGUCUCUGUUCCUGUUGCAAUACUUUCCUUCUUCAAGAAUUUCAUUUUUCUUGUAUUUGACUUGUUAUUAGGAGUUUCUCAUAUUAUAUCUCUUGUCAUUCACCUAUUUGGAAUGCUUUUGGCUCCAGGGAAGUCUGGUAUUCAUGGUUUUGGUGUCUUUGCUAAACAGCCACAUAGAGCAGGAGACAUGGUGAUUGAGUAUACUGGUGAAAUUAUUAGACCUCCAGUAGCUGACCGAAGAGAACGCUUGAUAUACAAUUCGUUAGUGGGUGCUGGAACUUACAUGUUCCGAAUAGAUGACAAACGUGUUAUCGACGCUACAAGGGCAGGAAGCAUAGCACAUUUGAUCAAUCACUCAUGUGAAGUAUGUAGCAUCAACAGCAUUUAUACGACUAUUGCUUGCUUCUUGAGAAACAUCCUU